CAAAACAAACUUCUGCAGGCUUGCCGUCUGUUUCUAGGUCAGUGUUCCAGAGAAUUCCCUGCAACUUUUACUGUGGGCAAAUCAAUCUUACACAAGUGGGAUUUCUGUGAGAAGCACCGUGGAUAUGGAGCUGACCACGCUACUGAUUGGCAUUGGGGUCAUACUGGUCAUUUUCUGGCUCUUUCGACGUCCGAGCAGGAACCUACCACCCUGCCCUAGCCGCCCCCUACCCAUCGUUGGCAACAUCUUUUCCCUUGAGGCUGACCCGAGGCCGCAGUUCAAGAAAUGGCACAAAGAACUAGGGGACAUUUUCUGCCUCCACAUGGGCGGCACCCUGUUUGUCGUGCUGAAUGGGUUCCCGCUCAACAAGGAGGUGCUGGUGAAGCGAGCAGACGAGUUCUCUGACAGGCCCUGGUUCUACUUUGACCUGGUCACCGACAGUCCAGGGAAAGGCAUCUCGUUUGGCAACGGCAAGAACUGGAAGGAACAAAGAUCCGUGACUUUAUCCAUCCUCCGGGAUUUCGGGAUGGGGAAAAAUGUCUUGGCGGAAAAAAUCCAGUCCGAGGUAGUGUUUUAUAUCGACAGCAUAAACCGUCUAGACGGCCAAGCCACUGACAUGAGACCACUCACCAACAUGAGUAUGGCGAACAUGAUCUGCGCUUUCAUCGUUGGCGAGAGGUUUGACUACGAGGACGCUACAUUCAAAGACUUGACCUUGAAGUUCCGAGACUUGGUGGAAGACCUCACGACAAACAGCCUCAUUAAUUAUUUCCCGAUCCUCGGAAAAUUGCCAGGAGAUUUGUUUGGGGCCAAGAGGAUAGCGAGCAGCAUGCGGCACUUGGUGAGAUUCUUUAAGAAAGAGUUCAUCACCAAACACAACCACGACGAGUCCAGCAACUUCGUGGCCGCCUACUUGUCCCAGCGAGACAAGAAGCUGAAGGACGGCGAGGAGACAGAAAUGGACGAGGACAAUUUGGUUAAAAUCGUCCUGGAGCUUUUCUUCAGUGGAGCUGACACCACGAGUACUUCCAUCUUGUGGUGUUAUCUCUACGCGUUAAACCACCUAGAUGUACAAGAAAAAAUAUACAAGGAAAUAGAAGAAGAAAUCGGCACCGAUCGAGAUCCAACUAUGCAAGACAGAACAAAACUUGUUUAUCUUAAUGCUUUCAUUAACGAGGUAGCUAGAUUAUCCACAAUUGCUGCGCAUUCGUUUGCGCACACAAACCCGGUAGACGCUGAGAUACGAGGCUACACGAUUCCUAAAGGAAGUUUUAUUAUUCCCAACCUGGAUUCGAUCCACUUUGAUAAGACUAUUUGGGGGAACGACGUGAUGGAGUUUAAGCCCGAGAGAUUUAUUGACGGCAGCGGGAAGCUGAAGAAUCCAGAAGAGCUGGUGCCGUUUGGCAUCGGCCGCCGCAACUGUAUCGGGGAGUCAAUGACCAAGAUGAUCCAGUUCCUGCUGCUGGCCUCAUUGUUCCAGAAGUUUAAGGUGGUGGCUCCCGACCCGGCUGCCCCUCCGCCUAUCAAAUACUACUUCACAGUCGACGCCGCCCCUGUACCGUUUCAAGUUUGUUUUGUGGACAGAAGAAAAAAUUAAGGCCUUACCACGAACUUUGUUUCCAGUAGUUUUGUGGACAGAUACCAUGAACUUUGUUUCAAGUUUUGUGGACAGAUACCGUGAAUUUUUUUUUAAGUAGUUUUGUGGACAGAUACCAUAAACUUUGUUUCAAGUUAGUUUUUUAGACAGGUACCAUGAACUUUGUUUCAAGUUUUGUGGACAGAUACCAUGAACUUUGUUUCAAGUUCGUUUUGUGGACAGAUACUAUGAACUUUGUUUCAAGUUCGUUUUGUGGACAGAUACCAUGAACUUUGUUUCAAGUUUUGUGGACAGAUACCGUGAAUUUUUUUAAGUAGUUUUGUGGACAGAUACCAUGAACUUUGUUUCAAGUUAGUUUUUUUAGACAGAUACCAUGAACUUUGUUUCAAGUAGUUUUGUAGACAGAUACCAUGAACUUUGUUUCAAGUUUUCUGGACAGAUACCGUGAAAUUUUUUUAAGUAGUUUUGUGGACAGAAACCAUGAACUUUGUUUCAAGUUUUGUGGACAGAUACCAUGAACUUUGUUUCAAGUUUUGUGGACAGAUACCAUAAACUUUGUUUCAAGUUAGUUUUUUAGACAGAUACCAUGAACUUUGUUUCAAGUUUUGUGGAAAGAUACCAUGAACUUUGUUUCAAGUUAGUUUUUUGGACAGAUGCCAUGAACUUUGUUUCAAGUUAGUUUUGUGGACAGAAAAAAAAGAUUGAAUUUGUUCAUACAGAGCUUGCAUGUAUAAUAAUAUUAUAACAAUGAUACGGCUUUCUAUAUUUAUAUAACAGUAUAAUAUCAUUGACAUUUUUUAACAAUAUAUAUAAGUAUACUCCCGAUCCCCCCACCCCCACCUCUACUCUUAAUGCUAAGGGUUUCAACACACUGACCAGUCUAACACACUGACCAGUCUAACACACUGACCAGUCUAACGCACUGACCAAACGAACACACUGACCAGUCUAACACACUGACCAGUCAAACACACUGACCAGUCGAACACACUGACCAGUUUAACACACUGACCAACCUAACACACUAUCCAUUUUAACACUCUGAACAAUGGUGUCAUUUUGUUAAUUUCAUUAUACUAUUUAUAGUAAACAUUUUGUGUACAUAUAGCUCCAAACAUCUUUUCCUCUCUAAUGCUACCUGUUUAAAUAUACAGAAAUGAAGAAUAUUUCAACAGUGGGACUUCAGGUGCAACAAAUGAGACUAGGCUAUUGUGGGCUACACGAACACAUAAACUAUCCCUUAUUCGAUUUCAACCUGUUUCUUUUAGGCAUCUAUCUGGGGUGUGAACCGCCCCCCCCCCUGAAAGGAAAUAAAAAGAAUGUUCAUAAUUUAUGUUUAUAAUGUAUCCCUCCCCCUCCUGGAAGUUUCACCAGCCCCCCCCCCCCACCCACCCCCAAAAAAAAGAAACCCCUGCUUCCAAAAAAAAAAAAAAACCCUGCUUGUAAGGGACUACUUUUUCCUAUAAUUUUUUUUCGCUAGUCUUGUAGAUUGCUGUAACAUACCAUGCGCCAUUCGUAGAUCUAAUAAACAAAAAUUGUAA
This is a messenger RNA of Physella acuta, 3138 nucleotides long. Its product is annotated as cytochrome P450 2U1-like. Gene Ontology annotation, cellular component: cytoplasm; intracellular membrane-bounded organelle. Lineage: Eukaryota; Metazoa; Mollusca; Gastropoda; Physidae. The record is from RefSeq and is a predicted model, not a curated record. Gene Ontology annotation, biological process: xenobiotic metabolic process. Gene Ontology annotation, molecular function: oxidoreductase activity, acting on paired donors, with incorporation or reduction of molecular oxygen, reduced flavin or flavoprotein as one donor, and incorporation of one atom of oxygen; iron ion binding; heme binding.